AUGUAUUGCGUGAUGAAUAUACCGCGUGGAUAUAUAUCAGUUGCACCUUGUACCACACGAGGACAAUUCCGCGCGUCAUAUGACAAUCGUACCUUGUAUUCCGCCAUGAACAUUCUGCGUGGUUAUAUAUCAGUUGCACCUUGUACCACGCGAGGACAAUUCCGCGCGUCAUAUGACAAUCGUACCUUGUAUUCCGCCAUGAACAUUCUGCGUGGUUAUAUAUCAGUUGCACCUUGUACCACGCGAGGAACAUUCCGCGCGUCAUAUGACAAUCGUACCUUGUAUUCCGCGAUGAACAUUCCGCGUGGUUAUAUAUCAGUUGUACCUUGUACCACGCGAGGAACAUUCCGCGCGUCAUAUGACAAUCGUACCUUGUAUUCCGCGAUGAACAUUCCGCGUGGUUAUAUAUCAGUUGCACCUUGUACCACGCGAGGAACAUUCCGCGCGUCAUAUGACAAUCGUACCUUGUAUUCCGCGAUGAACAUUCCGCGUGGUUAUAUAUCAGUUGUACCUUGUACCACGCGAGGAACAUUCCGCGCGUCAUAUGACAAUCGUACCUUGUAUUCCGCGAUGAACAUUCCGCGUGGUUAUAUAUCAGUUGCACCUUGUACCACGCGAGGAACAUUCCGCGCGUCAUAUGACAAUCGUACCUUGUAUUCCGCGAUGAACAUUCCGCGUGGUUAUAUAUCAGUUGCACCUUGUACCACGCGAGGAACAUUCCGCGCGUCAUAUGACAAUCGUACCUUGUAUUCCGCGAUGAACAUUCCGCGUGGUUAUAUAUCAGUUGCACCUUGUACCACGCGAGGAACAUUCCGCGCGUCAUAUGACAAUCGUACCUUGUAUUCCGCGAUGAACAUUCCGCGUGGUUAUAUAUCAGUUGCACCUUGUACCACGCGAGGAACAUUCCGCGCGUCAUAUGACAAUCGUACCUUGUAUUCCGCGAUGAACAUUCCACGUGGUUAUAUAUCAGUUGCACCUUGUACCACGCGAGGAACAUUCCGCGCGUCAUAUGACAAUCGUACCUUGUAUUCCGCGAUGAACAUUCCGCGCGUCAUAUGA
This is a messenger RNA of Diatraea saccharalis (sugarcane borer), 1059 nucleotides long. The record is from the annotation of a GenBank genome assembly. NCBI's taxonomy places the organism in Eukaryota, Metazoa, Arthropoda, Insecta, Lepidoptera, Crambidae.